Morone saxatilis (striped sea-bass) is the source of this 476-nucleotide messenger RNA. It is a transcript of the gene rpl22, whose product is annotated as ribosomal protein L22. The coding region runs from base 59 to 466 and encodes 135 amino acids. The record is from RefSeq and is a predicted model, not a curated record. Gene Ontology annotation, molecular function: structural constituent of ribosome; RNA binding. The transcript is spliced from 4 exons. NCBI's taxonomy places the organism in Eukaryota, Metazoa, Chordata, Actinopteri, Moronidae. Gene Ontology annotation, biological process: cytoplasmic translation. Gene Ontology annotation, cellular component: ribosome.
CGGGUAUUAUACUUCCUGUCCUGCCUUUGCUCCUUCCUUUUCGCUGAAUGUGUCAGCCAUGGCCCCGAUUAAAAAGCAGGUGGUCCGGAAGCAAGGUGGGAAGAGGAAGAAGCAGAUCCUGAAGUUCACCCUGGACUGCACUCACCCUGUGGAAGAUGGCAUCAUGGAUGCUGCCAACUUUGAGCAGUACCUGCAGGAGCGCAUCAAGGUGAACGGCAAAGCUGGCAACCUCGGAGGUGGAGUGGUGUCCAUUGAGAGGAGCAAGAGUAAAAUCGCUGUGAACUCUGAGGUUCCCUUCUCCAAGAGGUAUUUGAAAUAUCUCACCAAGAAGUACCUGAAGAAGAACAACCUCAGGGACUGGUUGCGGGUCGUGGCCAACACCAAGGAGAGCUACGAGCUGCGCUACUUCCAGAUCAACCAGGACGACGAAGAGGCAGGCGGGAGAUUAAACCUGAGACGAUUCUAAUAAAUUGGAA